Nilaparvata lugens (brown planthopper) is the source of this 2577-nucleotide messenger RNA. RefSeq names its product protein spaetzle 4 (gene spz4). Gene Ontology annotation, molecular function: growth factor activity; Toll binding. The coding region runs from base 75 to 1292 and encodes 405 amino acids. NCBI's taxonomy places the organism in Eukaryota, Metazoa, Arthropoda, Insecta, Hemiptera, Delphacidae. Gene Ontology annotation, cellular component: extracellular region. Gene Ontology annotation, biological process: central nervous system formation; innate immune response; regulation of Toll signaling pathway. The transcript has 8 exons. The record is from RefSeq and is a predicted model, not a curated record.
AGCCAGCCAACUGACCCACAUUUGUUGUCAGUGUGGGGUCACUCAACUCAGCACACACCAUCAAGCCGUGUUCCAUGCCGCCGCCUCAUUUCAAACUCAAACCCAUGGAAACUGUGUCUGCUGUCACCGCAGUUCGCUGUUGCUGUUGUUGGCUAGUGUUGAGUGUUUGGUGCGUUUGGGGCUAUGGGUAUGAGGGAUACCCGACGUGCGCCAAGCCCUACCGCUCGGCCAAGAGCCGCUUCGACCUGCCCUGCGACUUCCGCACGCGCAACUGGUGCACUGUACCCGGCACCGCUUAUCCAUGGCGAGCCGUACGGCGGUUUGUGUUCGAGAACCACGGGUUGAUGCGACGCAUGUACGGGGACGAGCGCCACAUCUCGGUGCUGCGUUCCGAGAUUGAGUCCAACGACGUCGACUACCAGAGUGAGCCUGGCUGGGCCUACCACGACCCCGCGCUCAAGAACUAUCAACCGCAGCCGUCCAAACGACGCGGAGACAAUAGUGACCUGCACUACAACCAUCAUCACAAUCCGAAUCCGCAUCACACUCACAGGACGUUGCCAACAACAACGACAACAACAACCACCAGUAGUCCCACCACCACCACCACCACCACAACAACAACAACAACAACGGCUAGCACCACCAGUACAAGCACCCUGGCUACAGCUCCUACCUCACAGGAACCGAUCGGCACAACGGGCGCAGAGCCACCAGCGGCGGACGACAUUGAGGUUGCGGACGACGAUGCCGAAGCGUUUGUGACGACAGAAGGCGCCGACGUCGAUGAGACGACUACGGCGACGCCCGGCGGGGAGGACGGGGCCGCCACCACCACCCCCAACCUCAGCUCGUCGCAGCACGACCUCUUCACGCACCAGCUGUUCGACAAGAAGAACCAGCAGACCACCGAAGAGUCACCUGUCUACAAGCUCAGAGGAGUGAAUGCGUGCCCGGUGAAAGAGGAAGUGGUGGCUCCGUUCUGGGCGAAUAACACCAGAGGUGAAGUGCUGGCACUGCUCAAUCUCUACCCCUUCGAGCAGUAUGUGCACUGGGAACGCUGCACGUACGAGAACAAGCAGAUGUUCUGCCGCCAGGGGUGCCGGUGCGAGCAGCAAUACCGGCUGCAUCGGCUGCUGGCCUACGACCCGAGCAACGACUGCCGCGGCAUCUUCUCCGACUGGUUCAAGUUCCCCUCCUGCUGCGUGUGCCGCUGCUACGAUCUGCCCAGCGAACUCAGGCUCACCUCGCGCAGUCCACGCGCGCAUGCGCACGACAACCAACAGACUUAGCCCUAUGCAGUCAGUGCUGGAGAAUAAGAGCGCUGUUCGAGAGAUAGAGUCAUUAGAUUUUGAAUGAGAACAAACAAAUGAAGCCAGUCCACGAUCUCACGUUUGUUUAUAACAAUGGAGGUUUUGUCCAAUAAAUUGGACAAAAAUAAAAUGUAGAGGCCAUUCACUAUGGGUUCGAGUAGUCAAUACUAUGUGUGAUUGACUGAAAUUUCAUUAAGGGCCGGUUUCCGAGCUCGGGAUUUGACUAAGUUCUAGACUUUGAAAAGCUGGAGUCAUAAAAUUGGCUUUCCGAAACGAGGCGUAGUCGUAGUCAUUGUCACAGUCACGUUUGAAUUAAAUUUCAGAAAACUAGAAAAUUAAACACAAAAUAAAAUAAAGAGAGAAUAGUGUAAAGUUUCAGCUAUUUUGAAUUAUUUAAUUUCGUCAAGGAAAAACGUUUCCAAUUAUAGAAAUGAGAAAAUAAAAACUGCGACUACGCCCCGUUUUGAAAAGCUAAUUUUCUGACCUUAAAGUUUGACCGGCCCUUAAAGUUUAUUACCACCAACUUUACCUUAUUGAUCUGCUCAAAAUAAUUAUUAUAUCAGAUGCCAUUCAAUUUACAAAUAGUCGAUGUUUUCAGAUGAUUGUAUAUUUCUGUUGCAAUUGUUAAUACUGAGAAACGUUUUGAAUUUUCUAAUAUAAAAAUGCUCUUGAGCAAUAUGAACAAGAUAUCAAAUUGUCAGACUUGAAAUUAUUUUGCGUGAAGGUGAUGCUGAAUUGAGUUGAAGGUGGAUUCCAAACGCCCAAAGAGUGAUUGCGAAGCAUGUCAUUGAAAGCAAAGCGGCUUCAUUUAUGAAUAGUUUUACUAUUUAUUAUUCUUGUAUCAACUGUAAAAAUUACUAAUUUUAUUCCUAACUACUCUAAAAACAUGUAACCUUUUGUCUUGAAUUGAUUAUAUACAAAGUUCUUCAAAAUCUUGAAAAUUGUAUAAUUUUACUUGGGUACAUCCAAGGAUGUAGGAUGUAGUAUUCUUUUGAUUUUUUUGUCUUCUCCAUAUUUGGAUAGUAUGUAUAAAUUUAUACCGGUACUUGAAAAUAGAAAUGUUUUAAUGCGAAAUGUGAAACUAAAAAUAGUGAUACAAAACUUGUUUUCUUUCAAUGUAGAUGUAAAAUAUAUUUUUUGUAAUAUUUUAUGUAAAUAAUGUGAUUGUAGAAUGUGAAAUAUUGUAAAUUUUGUAAACAUUGAUUAUUAUCUAUAUUGUUGUUAUUUAUGUUCUGUAAAUUUUACAGUAAAUUUUUCAUGUUAA